UCGGGGCGGCUCCGGGCGGGCGGAGCAGCAGACGUGCAGGGUGGAGGCGCAGUCUGCACCAUGUCGUACCCCGGGCACCCUGGCGCCGGCGGCGGGUACUACCCAGGCGGGUAUGGAGGGGCUCCUGGAGGGCCUGCGUUCCCCGGACAAACUCAGGAUCCGCUCUACGGUUACUUCGCUGCUGUGGCUGGACAGGAUGGGCAAAUUGAUGCUGAUGAGCUACAGAGAUGUCUAACACAGUCUGGCAUUGCUGGAGGAUACAAGCCUUUUAAUCUGGAGACUUGUCGCCUUAUGGUUUCAAUGUUGGACAGAGAUAUGUCCGGCACCAUGGGGUUCAAUGAAUUUAAAGAGCUCUGGGCUGUGCUGAAUGGCUGGAGACAGCAUUUCAUCAGUUUUGACAGCGACAGGAGUGGAACAGUGGAUCCCCAGGAACUCCAGAAGGCCCUGACCACAAUGGGAUUCAGGUUGAACCCCCAAACUGUGAAUUCAAUUGCGAAGCGCUACAGCACCAGUGGGAAGAUCACCUUCGAUGACUACAUCGCCUGCUGCGUCAAGCUGAGGGCUCUCACAGAUAGCUUUCGAAGACGGGACUCUGCCCAACAAGGAAUGGUGAAUUUCUCAUACGAUGAUUUCAUUCAGUGUGUCAUGACUGUCUAAGUCACGAGGAGGCUGUCUGAAUACACUCAACAUUCCAGCUGGAGCCUGCCCCUGCUUCCUCCUGGCCUGCAGUGCUGUGUGUACAUCUCCACCAACAUCCCUGACAAGUGUCGAGUGGGAUUAUGGCUUUAUAUACAGCUGAAGCUUCAUUUUUAAUUUUGAUAAUAAAUUCUUGAAGUUCAAUAAUGUAAGAACAA
Messenger RNA from Peromyscus leucopus (white-footed mouse), 854 nucleotides. RefSeq names its product sorcin (gene Sri). The record is from RefSeq and is a predicted model, not a curated record. The transcript has 8 exons. Gene Ontology annotation, molecular function: calcium ion binding. Bases 61 to 657 code for a protein of 198 amino acids. NCBI's taxonomy places the organism in Eukaryota, Metazoa, Chordata, Mammalia, Rodentia, Cricetidae.